Molecule: messenger RNA, 3135 nt
Organism: Olea europaea var. sylvestris
Lineage: Eukaryota; Viridiplantae; Streptophyta; Magnoliopsida; Lamiales; Oleaceae
Product: receptor protein-tyrosine kinase CEPR1-like
Biological process (GO): hormone-mediated signaling pathway; protein phosphorylation
Cellular component (GO): plasma membrane
Molecular function (GO): ATP binding; protein binding; protein kinase activity
Source: RefSeq, a predicted model, not a curated record
UAUUCCUUGAGAGGGUGGGUUCGGGCAUAAACACAAAGCUUCUUUAUGCAAAGAUAUGAAACUCUCAGUUUCACUCUGCACAACUAUUCUGCCAAUUAUAUAUCUCUCUUCUUCACCCGCGAAAUAACUUGCUUACUCUCUCUAUUUCGAAAUAUAUAGAAAUCUUGAUCCUUAAUGGCUUCCAGGGGCGUAUUUUUCUUUCUUGUGAUGACACUUUGUGCGUACAAUUCUUGCCAAGCAAAAGCAAUGAUGCAGUCGCAGUUCUUAACUCUCAUGAAGAAAUCACUCUCAGCCAGCGACGAAAUCCCUGUUUGCAAUUAUACUGGGAUUUCUUGUGAUGAUGACGAAAACAUUGUGCAAAUUGAUAUCUCUGGGUGGUCAGUUUCUGGUAAGUUUCCUACCCAUGUAUGCUCAUAUUUACCGAAACUGCGAGUUCUUCGUGUUGGCCACAACUUGCUCCAUGGGGAGUUUAGUCGAGAUAUCCUCAACUGCUCUCUCUUGGAGGAGCUGAACAUUACAUAUGCUCAUCUCACUGGAACAUUGCCAGAUUUGUCUCCUUUAAAAUCCUUGAGAUUGCUUGACCUUUCUUACAACUCGUUCACUGGUAAGUUCCCUUUGUCUGUUACCAAUCUUACCAAUCUGGAAGUGUUAAAUUUUAAUGAAAAUGGUGGUUUCGAUUUAUGGCAACUGCCGGAGAAUAUAUCCCGGCUCACAAAACUAAAGUCCAUGAUAUUGUCAACAUGUAAGUUGCGUGGCGAAAUUCCACCCUUCAUAGGAAACGUGGCGUCUCUGAUAGAUCUUGAAUUAAGUGGAAAUCGUCUGACUGGAAAGAUUCCGGCAGAACUUGGUUUGCUGAACAACUUGCAACAGCUUGAGCUUUACUAUAACCAACUCGAUGGUGAAAUACCUCGAGAGCUCGGGAAUCUGACUCAACUAAGAGACUUGGACAUAUCUGUCAACAAGUUGAAGGGCAGAAUUCCCGAGUCCUUAUGCCAACUUCCCAAGAUUGAAGCAUUUCAGCUUUACAACAAUAGUCUAACAGGGGAAAUUCCUGCAGUUUUGGCGAAUUCGACCACCUUAAAUGUGUUAUCUCUUUACGACAAUUUGUUGACAGGGGAAAUCCCAGAAAAUCUUGGAAGGUCAUCAGUCAUGAUUGGCUUGGACUUGUCUGAAAAUCAGCUAUCUGGGAAGUUACCGGAAGGGUUAUGUGACGGUGGAAAAUUGCUGUAUCUCCUAGUCCUUAAGAAUUUGUUUUCUGGUGAAGUGCCCCCAAGUUAUGCAAAAUGUGAGUCUCUUAUUCGAUUUCGGGUUAGUAACAACAAUUUGGUUGGCGAAAUACCGCAAGGGAUUCUAGCACUUCCACAUGCUUCAAUCAUUGAUGUGGGAUAUAAUCACUUGAGUGGUUCUAUUCCUAGAACCAUUUCGAAUGCUAAAAACUUGUCAGAGUUGUUCAUGCAGAGCAACAGGAUUUCUGGUGUUAUACCUUCUGAAAUCUCUUUGGGUAUAAAUCUAGUCAAGAUUGAUCUCAGCAACAAUCUUUUGACUGGUUCCAUACCGUCUGAGAUUGGAAACUUAAGAAGACUCGAUUCAUUGCUAUUACAAGGUAACAAGUUAAAUUCUUCCAUCCCCGACUCACUUUCUUCACUCAAGUCCCUCAAUGUUCUUGAUCUCUCUAGCAAUCUCUUGACGGGAAAUAUCCCAGAAAGCCUUUGUUAUCUGUUACCUAAUUCGUUCAACUUUUCGAACAAUCAGCUUUCUGGUCCUAUUCCUGUCUCAUUCAUAAAGGGAGGACUACUAGGAAGUUUUUCAGGCAAUCCAAGCCUAUGUGUGCCUUCCUAUCUAAAAUCAUCUGACCCAAAUUUCUCCCUUUGCUCGAAAUCUUAUGACCGGAGGAAAAUAAAUUAUAUUUGGGUGAUAGGAAUUUCAGUGGGUAUCAUUUUUGUUGGAAUUGUCCUCUUUUUGAAGAGAUGGUUUAGCAAAGAGAGGGCAACGAUACAAAAUGAGGAUACAUUAUCAACUUCAAUUUUCUCAUAUGAUGUUAAAAGUUACCAUAGGUUAAAUUUUGAUCAGUGCGAGAUAAUUGAAAGCAUGCUUGAUAAAAACAUUUUGGGUUAUGGAGGAUCUGGGACUGUGUACAAAAUCGAGUUGAAAAAUGGGGAAGUUUUAGCUGUAAAGAAGCUGAGGAGUCGAAAAGGUAAAAAUUCUGCAUCAGAAGAUCAAGUCAUAGUGGACAAGGAACUGAAAACUGAGGUCGAGACUCUUGGAAGCAUAAGGCACAACAACAUUGUGAAGUUGUAUAGCUACUUCUCCAGUGUAGAAUGCAGUCUGCUGGUUUACGAGUACAUGCCAAAUGGAAAUCUUUGGGAUGCAAUCCAUGGAGGGAAAGUCCUUUUGAACUGGCCUGCUCGACAUAAAAUUGCCCUCGGAAUUGCUCAGGGUUUGGAAUACCUCCACCAUGAUUUAGUAACACCAAUUAUUCACAGGGACAUCAAGUCCACCAAUAUCCUGUUGGAUGUCAAUUACCAGCCAAAAGUUGCAGAUUUCGGAAUCGCCAAAGUGUUGCAAGCAAGAGGAAGCAAGGAUUCCACAACGACUGUAAUAGCAGGAACUUAUGGUUACUUGGCACCAGAGUAUGCAUAUUCUUCCAAAGCAACCACAAAGUGUGAUGUCUAUAGUUAUGGAGUUGUAUUAAUGGAACUAAUAACUGGGAAGAAGCCGGUAGAGGCAGAGUAUGGGGAAAACAAGAAUAUCAUAAACUGGAUUUCGAGCAAGGUGAAGACAAAGGAAGGAGCUAUGGAGGUCCUAGAUAAAAGAGUAUCGGAAUCAUUCGAGGACGAAAUGAUCAAGGUGCUAGCCAUACGUUGUACAUGUAGGACGCCAACGGUCCGUCCCACGAUGAACCAAGCUGUUCAAUUUUUGAUUAAGGCAGGGGCAUGUCCUUGAACAAUCCAUAGCAUUUGUGAUUUUUAAGUUCUCAUUUUUCCAUCCAGAUGAAUAGAUUCUGUCUCACCUUACUUUAUUUUUCUUGGCAUGUUGUAAAUAAUUGAGAAAUUUUAUUAGUGAAUGCUUUAUGACAAAGCUAGCAUCCAUAUUUGUAAAGGAAAAAAAAAUAAAAUUCCCUAGCUUUUAAAAGGA